UAAUUAUUUCAUAAAUUAAAUAAAAAAUAAUUUACAUUUACUUGAACAAUCAGCGGCGAGAGAGAUUUCUUGCUUCCCGGAGAUUUCUGCACAUUCUGCCAAUCACUGGAGGAAAACUUUGCUUUCCGGAUUCGGAAACGCGAUGCCGAGGUUAGGGCAUCACCGGCUUCAUGGAAAGCCUGGAGGACUGGGGACGAAGGGAAUGGUGGCGAAGCUGUCGAUCGGAAUACUCGUUCUACUGAUCUGCACGCUCUCUCUGCUUUUCUCAGCUACAAUUGGAGGUAACCGCGAGCCAACUGGUCCAUCCGAGAUUAAUGUGGAAAGGCUCUGGGAGAGUGCCGAGUCUGGUGGGUGGAGACCAUCAUCUGCUCCGCGAUCUGAUUGGCACCCUCCUCCAAAGGAGACAAACGGUUAUCUUCGUGUUCGUUGUAAUGGUGGCUUAAAUCAGCAACGCAGUGCGAUAUGUAAUGCAGUCCUUGCUGCGCGAAUCAUGAAUGCUACACUUGUGCUGCCUGAGUUGGAUGCGAACUCCUUUUGGCAUGAUGACAGUGGUUUCCAAGGUAUCUAUGAUGUUGAACAUUUUCUUGAGACACUGAAGUAUGAUGUAAGGAUUGUGGAAAAGAUCCCUGAAGUUCACAAAAAUGGGAAAACCAAGAAGAUAAAAGCUUUUCAGAUCCGUCCCCCUCGAGACGCUCCUAUUGAAUGGUACCUGACAACUGCUCUUAAGGCAAUGAAGGAACAUGGCGCUAUAUAUCUCACGCCUUUUUCGCAUCGGCUGGCUGAAGAAAUUGACUAUCCAGAAUAUCAACGAUUAAGAUGCAGAGUCAACUACCAUGCUUUGAGAUUCAAGCCGCACAUCAUGAAGUUGAGCGAAUCAAUCAUUGACAAACUCCGCUCACAGGGUCACUUCAUGUCAAUUCACCUUCGUUUUGAAAUGGAUAUGUUGGCCUUUGCUGGGUGCUUUGACAUAUUCAACCCUGGAGAGCAGAAAAUACUUAGGAAGUAUCGUAAAGAAAAUUUUGCAGAGAAAAGGCUUGUUUACAACGAAAGACGGGCCAUCGGGAAGUGUCCGCUGACUCCAGAGGAGGUAGGUCUUAUAUUACGGGCAAUGGGUUUCGACAAUUCCACAAGGAUAUACCUAGCAGCUGGAGAACUUUUCGGUGGGGAGCGAUUUAUGAAACCAUUCCGAACCUUAUUCCCUCGGCUCGAUAACCACAGCUCAGUGGACCCGUCAGAGGAGCUGUCAGCAAACACACGAGGCUUAAUAGGAUCAGCUGUGGAUUACAUGGUCUGUCUUCUCUCCGACAUCUUCAUGCCAACGUAUGAUGGACCGAGCAACUUUGCCAACAAUCUCCUCGGUCACAGGCUUUACUACGGGUUCCGUACUACAGUAAGGCCCGACAGAAAAGCUCUAGCUCCGGUUUUCAUCGAUAGAGAGAAGGGGAAAAGGGCUGGAUUCGAAGAAGCGGUGAGGCGGGUCAUGCUGAAAACAAAUUUCGGGGGGCCUCACAAACGUAUACCUCCCGAGUCGUUUUAUACAAAUUCAUGGCCGGAAUGCUUCUGCCAGACAAACCCGAGGAGCCCGGCUGAUAAAUGUCCGCCAGAUGAUGUCAUGGAGAUUCUAAGCAGCCGGUUAGAUGGCGUAAGAACUGAUGACAACAGAGAUUCAUUGUCUCAGGCAAAUUCAACGGUGACCGAAUCAGGAAGAUGAGAGAGAGAGGAUCUAACCAAAAGGCUCCGGCUUCAUGAUCGCUCGGCGACAAAGAGCCGAAGACGUGGUAGUGGUGACCGUCUCAAAAUUGUGUCGGCGGUUCAUCUGGUUAGAUCACGAGCUCUCAUACAAUUUUUCCGUGUUCUUUUUUAUUCGCGUUUCUUGAAAUAGAGAGGUGUUUAGUUAUAUUCGCAAUGGGACAGGAACGUGUCCGAGAGAAGAAAAAAAAAAACCCAUGUAUUUCCAUAUUUACCCUUAAUCCCAAAGAUACGAUUUUUACGUACA
Molecule: messenger RNA, 1996 nt
Organism: Tarenaya hassleriana
Lineage: Eukaryota; Viridiplantae; Streptophyta; Magnoliopsida; Brassicales; Cleomaceae
Exons: 9
Coding region: 143-1711 (522 amino acids)
Cellular component (GO): endosome; cytoplasm; trans-Golgi network
Source: RefSeq, a predicted model, not a curated record